Trichoplusia ni (cabbage looper) is the source of this 4157-nucleotide messenger RNA. RefSeq names its product gem-associated protein 5-like. Gene Ontology annotation, molecular function: protein binding. The transcript has 18 exons. The coding region runs from base 176 to 4003 and encodes 1275 amino acids. The record is from RefSeq and is a predicted model, not a curated record. NCBI's taxonomy places the organism in Eukaryota, Metazoa, Arthropoda, Insecta, Lepidoptera, Noctuidae.
UCUCGGUUUUCUUCGUUUCUCGGUCAUUUUCUACAUGACUAUUUUGUCUAUAUUAUCUGUAUUUUAGGGACACUGAUGUCAGCCUGCGCGCGGUCAAAAAUUUAAUUUACCGGGUUUAGUAGGGUGGUAUUUAAGUUUUGCUGUGCCUUUCGUUACCUUUAAAAUCGACUCAGUUAUGGAAGAAACCAUUUUGCUGCCGUCACCGAGCUGGUUCCUUGUGUCUAAUAUUGCUGUUAGCACAGACGGCUGGGUCAUAUAUGGAGGACCAAGUAAAAGUCUGUGUGUCUUGGAGCCUAUAAAAUCAGACGAUGGAAUAAUUGAAGGAAAUGAUAAAUACCGUGCGCAUGUAGUCACAAGGGCACAUCUAGAAAAGAUUGUAAGUGUAGACUUAUCACCGGAGUGGUUAGAAAAAAGGAAUUUUAUCUCAGGCAGUUCAGAUGGACUUGUUAAACAAUGGAUUGUGGAAAAACUCAAAAAUAAGUACAGAAUUAAAGCAACUCACAGCCAUGAGGUCCAUCAAAAGAAUAAAGAGGAGAUUGCUGGCAUUGGCUACAGCAAUGAAACAACUGCAAUAACAGUUGGUACUUACGGUAAUAUAGUAAAAUGGAACUUUACCGCAAACUUGGCCAAGACAUACCCCAACAUGAUGAAGAAUUUCAAGCCAACAUGUAUGGCUUGCUCACAGCAUUUACCUUUGCAUGUAGCGAUUGGUACCAAACAGGGUGUUAUAUUUGUUAUGGAUCUGACUAAUAAUGGAAAAUUAAUAUACAAAGUCCGUGGCCAAGACGAUGAGGUCAUGAAUGUAAGCUGGUGUCCAAAAUUCGAGGUAUCUAUUAACAAAACACUAAAGGAAUCAGAAAACAGAUCAUUCCUAACUAAGAGACUUGAGGCCAUAAGAAAUGAAGGCGAAAAAGAAAGUGUUCUAGAACAAUCCGGAAUUGGAAAGAACCUUCCGGAAGAUAGUUUUGAUGAAUCAAUAGUUGAAGAGGAUGAUACAUUUGAUAUUUACAAAGACCAUGAGCCAGACGAAUUUGGUCACAAGAAAUAUGUUCCGGAAGAUGUGAUUGUGAAGGUGAAGGAGGAAAAACCUAAGAAUGAUGAUUUCUUAGCUGAAUGUUUGAAGUUACGAGAGGAGAUCUUGAAAAGGAAGAACCAGCCUGAACCUAGUAUAGAGUCGUUAGUUCAAGCUUUAGAUGAAACGCAUGUUGAAGGUGAGGCUGCUGUGGAAACUGAAGUACCUGAAGCAGAGAAGGCCAAAGAAGUUGAACCGAGUACAAGUAAAAAAAGUAGUAAUCAAAAUACCAAAGAUCUUGUUGAAUCUAGUCCUCAUAUGCACAGGCAUUUGCUUGCUACUGUGGGAAAAUAUGGUGGAGUUAGAAUAUGGUCUAAAUCUGGUAAACUGGUUGCAACAUGUGCCAUUCCCAACAAUGCCAAAACCAUUAAGAACAAGGGUUCGAAUUGGCCAACUCUUUUGUGGUAUAGACCCAAUUCAUUAUUGGUAGUAGAUGGAAAGAGUCAGCUAUUAGAAAUGAACCCGCUACAAAUUGACUGUAAAAACAAAUUAGAAUUCCGCGUAGUCCACUCCCUGCACAAGCGCGGCAUGUACUGCAUCGCGUCGGACGCCCCGCGCGUGUUCUCCUCAGACACGCCCACCAACGGCGCGUGGUCCGUGUGGUCGUUCUCGCAGGACCGCAACAUCAUCCGCUACUGUAUGAAGACCAAGAAGGUUGUGGGUAUACACGCCACUUGUGGCGGGUUCUUGUACACCGUGCUGCCGUGCCCGUAUGAUGCUGAGAAGAUAGCAGUGAGUGUAGGCGACGGCGCGGUCCGCGUGUGCAGCCUGCCGUGGCUGGGCGCGCGGCUGCAGGCGGGCCCCGUGAGCUCGCACUGGCAGCACGUGCAGGGCAAGGUGCUGGCCCUGGCCUGGCACCCCACGCGGGAGAACCUGCUGGCCUUCGCCACCGCCGAGUCUAGAGUGGGUCUCAUAGACACAAGCAAACCGGACAAGCCGGCGCGUCCGUUGCAGACCGCGCUGAACGACGGCGUCUACUCCCUGUGUUGGGGUGAAGGCAUGAACUUGUACGCAAACGGCGGAGGGAAACUCGUAAUGUAUAGAGCUGAUAAACCUGACGAAGCCCCCACGGCGGUGCCGGUGUCGCUGGAGGGCGAGUGCUGGCAGGUGUUCGCGCUGAGCGGCGGGCCGCGCGGCCUGCUGUGCGGCUCCUUCGUGGGCGGCGUGGCGCUGCUCACGCCGCUCCCGCCGCACACGCUCGUCGCGGCUGCCUUCGUCUUCAGUAAAAUGAUACAUUCAAUGGAGUGGCAUCCUCAACAGACUUCUAGCUCUAGUGAUGAGUCACCAUACAAGGAUCUCAUUGCUGCAUGCUCUUUGGAAAGAGAUGGUGCUAUUGCCAUCCUGGAGUUUGGCACUAAACCAGACGGUACUAAGCAGCUAACAAAAUGGAAGACUCUAUUGGGCCACAAAGGCCCUGUAUUUCAAGUUGCGUGGAACCCUCAUCGCGAUGAACUGCUGCUUUCUACUUCACAGGAUUCUAGUGUUAGGGUGUGGGACAUAUCAGCGGGCGCGUGCGUGAGUAUAUUCGGCGGGCACGGGCAGGCGUCGCUGGGCGCGGCGUGGCUGGCGCAGCCCGGCGCGCCCGCGCUCGCGCUGUCGGGCGGCGCCGACGCCUGUCUGCGGCUCUGGGACGCGCGCCGGCAUGCCGCCGACAGCUAUGACGACACUAAACACGAAGUUCACUUAAAGAAAAAAGAAAAGAAAGCGCCUGUCAAGAAGGAAGCAAUCAAAAACGAGGCAGAACCAGCCAGUGAAAGUGGAGAUAUGGUCGCAAUGAGUUAUGAAACGGGUAACGAGAGAGUCGUGUCCAAGGUGCCCAAGAAGUUCAUGCUGCCUUUGAUGUUUAAACAAAUGAAUGAUCCGAACCAGCUACCGGCACCUAGGAAAAUGCUACAAUUAUACCUCGAAAAGACUGAAAAAGCUAUUAAGAAAGAAGAUGGAUCCAAAAACUUAUUGGUCGAUGAAAAUAGUAAUACAAAUACUGUUGAUGAGAAAGGAGAUCGUAUUAAGCUUGAGGGGGAGGUAGAUAGUGAUGUUCUUGAGAAUAAGGAUUUAACUGUGGAAUGCACAGAAGAAAAUGAAAAUAGUUCCAGAAAAGAUGAAAUUGAUUUAGACUUCCUAAAAGUGUUUGGGAGUAUCAAAGAAGUUAAUGAAUUUCUGGACAUGGAAAUGAAAUACCACUUGGCCACGGGUUCAUACGAAGCUUGGAUCAUGCUGUCCAUCUUCCGUGGUCACAUUGACAACAUGAUACAGUUCGCGAGCCAGAAAGAUAUGCUCGACCCAUUCUUACUCAGUAUUGCUCCUUGUGUUUCGUUCAAAUAUUGGAAAGACGCGACACAGCUAUAUUUAGCGCAAAUCGAUCGGGUGGUUGCGAUGAAAGAAGAGGAGAAACUUUAUGAAGUGAGGCAGUACGGUGGACCUGUGUACCGCAAGGUCGCUGUGUUGCUCAGCAUACACGAUGUAAAGGGCGCAGUGGCGGCGCUUGUCGAGGCCAAGUUUUUCAAAGAAGGUUACAUUUUAAGUCGGCUCAGGUACAUGGAUAGUGUGGCCGAAUCAAUUCUGAAAGAAUGGGCCGUCGACCUUGCUAUGAGUGGAAGAUUAACGGUUGCGGCUAUUUGCUACAUCGCCCUUAACGAUUUGUCACAAGCGGCCCAAGUGCUUUCCAGGUCUAAAUACCAAGAAGGUCUCAGUCUAGCCGCCGAUAUAGCGAAGGCGGCUGGCCGGAAUUCAUUCGCGGAUCACGUGGAGAGCAGAAAAUAUCUUAAAGCGAAGCUAAAUGCGGACAAAACUGAAGAAAUAUUAAAGGCUUUGCCGUCAAAGAUAGAACUUCUUAUGAAGGAGGGUAAGAAACAAAAUGGUGAUAAUUCAAGUGAGCUUAAUGAUGAUACCUCAAGUGAUGCUAUCAACGAGGGUACUGAAAACAAGGAAUAAAGUAUAUUUGUGUAUGUUAUCGGCUAUUGCCGAACGUUUGAUGAACUCUUACCAAGCCAGCCACUUCGUGGUUGACAACCAUCCAGUAUUUAAGAGUUGCGUUUUGUUUUUAAUUGUAAUUGUGUUUUUGUAAUAAACUUGUUUUAAAGUGAAA